GCCUCCUGAACAACGGCUAUGUGUCGCCCAUGAGGCUGCGGUCCCGCCCGUUCAGUGCAAUAUGCCUUCACAUGUGGAUCUCCAUAUAUCCAUAUGAUGCGGAAAUCAAGGCGAGCGGUGAUUUGAAUAUCUCGUCUCCAAAGCUGUGAUUAUGUACAUACUUGCAACUGUGCAAUAUUUACGUAACACAGCCAUUUCCGCUCAAAGUCUUGUUGCACCGCAAAUCUGCUAUAUAGGUCCGUCCUCAAUGGUUUUCUACACCUUUCCGACUUUUCUCCUGUGUGACUUGUUUCCCAUCCCCUAUCAUCAAUGUCGCGGAUGGCUCCCUGGAAGGCAGCCGAGCCAGACAAGAUACAACAAUUCACGCCACCUCUUGACAACAUGCCCGUGACGUCCCAGAAUGUUCCAGCAGUACCAAUCGUGCCUCAGCGGUCCAGGUUGCGGCCGGAUGGCACCCGCAUUGGGGAACUACAACAUCGAGAUCCUCUAGCGGUUGCUACGCAUUUGCGGAGGCGGAGUGAUGCCGGAAAUUACCCUUCUAUGCUCUCGGGUUUAGUUUUAUACUCGGAUACGUACGGGGGAGGUGUUCGUCUUGCUGGGCCCUCACAUUUAGAUGCUCCUAGCGCUUCUGAUCUGAUCGCCUCAGCGAAGUCACCCUCGUCCGAGAUGCCAGAUGCAAAAGCUUUCUAUAUCCCGCAUCCAUCUGCCGAAUUGCAACGCAGACCGCAUAUCCGUCGCAAAUGUCGAGGGAAAUCGAGUUCAAUAUCGAGUUUGCCUGCUCAUGACCAAUAUCGGUCAGACUCAGUAGCUCCAUUGCCUCAGUCGGCACCUGCUCCGAAGAGCAAUGAGCAUGUGGAGUGGCCCGCUAAGAAACCUCGCCAUCCCGCCUUCCUUUUCCCGCUCCCAACCCAGACUGGAUCAGCCGACGUUUCUGGAAGCACAAUCAAGACUCUGGCAAAAGUAUCAACCUCUACUUCGACCUUGGGCAUAGCCCUGGAACCAGUCCUUGUCAGUCCGCCGCCCUUACAUCCUACUCUAGAACGCCCUAAGGCGGUGAAGGUCGUCGGCCAGGCCCAAUCUGGCCCAACAACGAAAAGAAGCAAGAAGGUGAUUGUCGAGAGCACGAACUCAAAGGAUGCGGCGGCCUCCUUGUCCAUUAGGCCUAGCUCUUCUCGCCCGCCAGUCUCCGUUUCUGGCCCUGGAACCAGCAGCAGCAAAGGGAAGGAAGCCGUCAGGCCGUUCCAACGACCCUUUCGUCCUCUUCCAAAGCCACCUUCGAAUCCUGCGCCUGUACGCUCACCCGAAGCCACCAUUGCCCCCAUUUCCGAUCGAAAAUCGCCGACCCUCCGUGCACUUCUUGAUCCUCCAUUCACUCUUCCAUCACACUCGACGCCUUCCCUUACGCGGUCAGCUUCCCUCGACAGCAUCUCUAUAUGGUCUCAGGCCUCAGGUCCCGCUACUGGUGCUCCACCGACACGUAAGCACCAAUCGUUCGAUGCGGGCUUUCAUUGUGCCACCUUUAGCCGGGGGGCAGAAGGAACAGAGAAUCUCGAUACUCUAUCAGAGCACACAAGAGGAACUCGACACUCUCACAGACUGGUUACGAUACGACUCCUUAUUAGAAGGGUCAAAUACGAUCACAGGCAUUGCUCCGUUAGACAAUUCACUUUCUCUAGAAACUAAAUACGAAAAAGGAGGCGGCAAUGAACCAAUACCAUCUGGGGGUUCACAUUGGGGUCUGGUGACGGAGGAUAAGAAACAGAAGACCAAGCUCAGGAGAGCGGACACGAACGCUGUGAAGGAAAUGUUAUUACAGCGACGUGAACGUGCUCAACUGGAUGCUCAAAGCCGCGCUCAGGAUAUUCCCAAGAGGUUCGCAGGGAUGGGGUUUGGCAGUCAGCUGGGAAGGAGGCCCAGUCACGCACAGGAUCGUAGCGCCAAUUAUGUAAACAG
Messenger RNA from Cantharellus anzutake, 1953 nucleotides. RefSeq lists its product as uncharacterized. The coding region runs from base 310 to 1683 and encodes 457 amino acids. The transcript has 4 exons. NCBI's taxonomy places the organism in Eukaryota, Fungi, Basidiomycota, Agaricomycetes, Cantharellales, Hydnaceae. The record is from RefSeq and is a predicted model, not a curated record.